Molecule: messenger RNA, 568 nt
Organism: Maylandia zebra (zebra mbuna)
Lineage: Eukaryota; Metazoa; Chordata; Actinopteri; Cichliformes; Cichlidae
Product: cystatin
Cellular component (GO): vesicle; cytoplasm
Molecular function (GO): cysteine-type endopeptidase inhibitor activity
Source: RefSeq, a predicted model, not a curated record
CGCGUGUCUCUUUUACGUUCAGUUAAUCAGCAGAUUGGACGCAGGUGUGCGUUUACCGAGCAAGUUUUAACCCGGCAUAUAAUGCGAAGUUAGGCACUCAGAGCCUAGACGUUCUUUUAUAAACUUUGAACCCACAUGUUUUGAUUCAGGAUGUUUGCCUGGUUUUUUGUUUUUGUUUUUGUUUGUGCUUCGGCCGCCGAACAAACCAUGACCGGGGAGCCCCGACGUGUUCCGGUUAACGACACCAGGGUUUUGACGGCAGCUCACUUUGCUGUGGCUGAAUUCAACAAAGUCAACGCAGGAGAGAUGUUCGCUUAUAAAACUGUGGCGAUAACAUCGGCUAAAAUUCAGGUAGUUGCGGGAAUAAAGUACAUUCUGGACAUGCUGCUGGGGCAGACUGUGUGCAGCAGAAACCACGCUGCUGCGGACAGCGAGCCAUGUGCUUUCCAGUCUAGACGCAAGGAGUACCAGUGCCACUUCGUCGUUGUAGAAGUCUCCUGGGAGAAAUCACGUGUUCUCUCUAAAAAUGAGUGCCACCAAAAUAAAAGCUAAUACACUCAUACUGUCA